AUGUCAUCUCCAUUGAAAGUUGCAAUUGUCGGUGCCUCAGGUAAAGUAGGUUCCUUUCUUGUUCAACUUUUGAAAAAUGAUCCAACUCAUUUCGCUACACCACUAGCCUUAGUCAGAACUGCUGAACAGGUUAAGCAUUGGAAAUCUGAAGUUGGUAUUGAUGCUAAAUUGACUAGUGUUGAAACUGACGAUGUCGAUACAAUUGCUAACGCCAUUAACGGUGUAGAUGCAGUUGUAUUUGCUGCAGGUGCUGGCGGUAAGGGUGUUGAAAGAAUCUUUACAGUCGACCUUGAUGGUUGUUUGAAAGUUGCUGAAGCUUGUGAAAAAGUGGGUACAAAGAGAUUUGUUCUAGUGUCGGCGAUUAUGGCAGAAAAUAGAAAGUUCUGGUGGGAUCUACAAGGUCUAAGGGAAUAUUACAUUGCAAAGAGGUCUGCUGAUCGUGAGAUUAGAUGUACAAAACUGGAUUAUACAAUCGUUCAACCGGGUUGGUUAACGAAUGAUGAUUCUACAGGUAAAUAUGUUCCUGCAGACAAAGCUGAAUCUGUAUUUUCAGAUCAUAGGGAAAUUGCUAGAAAGGAUGUAGCUUUAUUUAUUAAGGAAGCUUUGUUACAUCCAAAGGAGACUAACAGAAAGACAAUUCCGCUAUUGAAUGGCGAUGUCCCUGUUCAAGAAUUUGUUAAACAAUUAGAUUAG
Maudiozyma barnettii is the source of this 693-nucleotide messenger RNA. RefSeq lists its product as uncharacterized. The transcript has a single exon. NCBI's taxonomy places the organism in Eukaryota, Fungi, Ascomycota, Saccharomycetes, Saccharomycetales, Saccharomycetaceae. The coding region runs from base 1 to 693 and encodes 230 amino acids. The record is from RefSeq and is a predicted model, not a curated record.